AUGGCAACUAUGCUUAAUGGAGCCGCAGUAAUGGAUGCUGCAUUUCUUUUAGUCGCAGGUAACGAACCAUGCCCACAACCACAGACUUCCGAGCACUUGGCUGCUGUAGAGAUUAUGCAACUGCAGCAUCUUCUCAUUCUUCAGAACAAAGUGGAUAUCAUCAAGGAGUCUCAGGCUCGGGAACAGUAUGAUCAGAUCAAGUCUUUCGUGCAAGGUACAGUUGCUGAUAAAGCUCCAGUGAUUCCAAUUUCCGCUCAGCUCAAGUACAAUGUCGAUCUUGUGUGCGAAUAUCUUUGUAAGAAAGUGCCAGUUCCACCUCGCGACUUUACCUCUCCUGCUCGCCUCAUUGUCAUCCGUUCGUUCGAUGUCAACAAGCCAGGAUCAGAAGUCGAAAAUCUUAAGGGAGGUGUGGCUGGAGGUUCAAUCUUAAGAGGAAUUCUUCGUGUCGGCCAAGAAAUUGAAGUGCGCCCUGGUAUUGUAACGAAGUCCGGCGAUGGUAAGGUACAGUGUCAGCCGAUUACCUCCAGAAUUGUUUCCUUAUUCGCUGAACAGAACCAUUUAGAAUAUGCUGUUCCCGGAGGUUUGAUUGGUGUUGGUACAAAGAUUGAUCCAACACUAUGCCGAGGUGACCGCUUGGUGGGACAUAUCCUGGGCGCCGUAGGAACCCUUCCUGAUAUUUUCACAGAGAUCGAAAUCAACUUCUUCUUGUUACGACGGCUGCUUGGAGUACGUACCGAAGCAAACAAAAAGGCGGCUAAGGUCCAAAAACUAGCCAAAGGCGAGGUACUUAUGGUCAACAUCGGAUCGCUGUCCACCGGGUGUCGUGUGAUGGCUGUGAAGGGUGAAGCGGCAAAGAUUGCUCUCACCGAUCCUAUAUGCACUGAGAUCGGUGAAAAAAUCGCGCUAUCACGUCGUAUUGAGAAGCACUGGAGACUGAUUGGAUGGGGUACUAUUCGACGUGGAGUCACAAUUGAGCCAGUAAAAGCUGAACACUGUUAG
Ostertagia ostertagi is the source of this 999-nucleotide messenger RNA. NCBI's taxonomy places the organism in Eukaryota, Metazoa, Nematoda, Chromadorea, Rhabditida, Trichostrongylidae. The record is from the annotation of a GenBank genome assembly.